AUGUCUACAGAAGUGUCUAGAGAUCAAGGAGAUAGACUGAUGUCUACAGAAGUGUCUAGAGAUCACGGGGAGAGACUGAUGUCUACAGAAGUGUCUAGAGAUCAAGGAGAUAGACUGAUGUCUACAGAAGUGUCUAGAGAUCACGAGGAGAGACUGAUGUCUACAGAAGUGUCUACAGAUCACGGAGAUAGACUGAUGUCUACAGAAGUGUCUAGAGAUCACGGAUAUAGACUGAUGUCUACAGAGGUGUCUAGAGAUCACGGAUAUAGACUGAUGUCUACAGAAGUGUCUACAGAUCACGGAUAUAGACUGAUGUCUACAGAGGUGUCUAGAGAUCACGGGGAGAGAUUGAUGUCUACAGAAGUGUCUAGAGAUCACGGAUAUAGACUGAUGUCUACAGAAGUGUCUAGAGAUCACGGGGAGAGACUGAUGUCUACAGAAGUGUCUAGAGAUCAAGGAGAUAGACUGAUGUCUACAGAAGUGUCUAGAGAUCACGAGGAGAGACUGAUGUCUACAGAAGUGUCUACAGAUCACGGAGAUAGACUGAUGUCUACAGAAGUGUCUAGAGAUCACGGAUAUAGACUGAUGUCUACAGAGGUGUCUAGAGAUCACGGAUAUAGACUGAUGUCUACAGAAGUGUCUACAGAUCACGGAUAUAGACUGAUGUCUACAGAGGUGUCUAGAGAUCACGGGGAGAGAUUGAUGUCUACAGAAGUGUCUAGAGAUCACGGAUAUAGACUGAUGUCUACAGAAGUGUCUAGAGAUCACGGAUAUAGACUGAUGUCUACAGAGGUGUCUAGAGAUCAUGGAGAUAGACUGAUGUGUAAAUGA
Ylistrum balloti is the source of this 831-nucleotide messenger RNA. RefSeq lists its product as uncharacterized. The coding region runs from base 1 to 831 and encodes 276 amino acids. The record is from RefSeq and is a predicted model, not a curated record. NCBI's taxonomy places the organism in Eukaryota, Metazoa, Mollusca, Bivalvia, Pectinida, Pectinidae. The transcript has a single exon.